UCCAGGCUGCUUGGGGAAUUCACUUUGCCGCUUCUCCCUCUUGAGGCUUCUGAUGGCUUUUUACCUCCGGCCCUGUCCUUUUCUUUAAAAGGAAAACUUCACUGAGAUUUUUCUUUCCCCUUGGAGGAGAGGAUUAAAAGUUGUCAGAACUGGUGCCGCCCGUGCCGCUCGGGCGCUGGGACGCCGUUUGCCGGCGGGGGUUCCAGUCCUACCAUGUGCACCAACAUAGUUUACGAGUGGCUGAAAGCGCUGCAGCUCCCGCAGUACGCAGAGUCCUUCGUGGAUAACGGCUACGAUGACCUGGAGGUGUGCAAGCAGAUCGGGGACCCGGACCUGGACGCCAUCGGGGUGCUGGCGCCCGCGCACCGGCGCCGCAUCCUGGAGGCCGUGCGCCGGCUGCGGGAGCAGGACGCCGCCGCCGCCGGCCUCUACUUCACGCUGGAGCCGCAGCCGCCGCCCGCGCCACCCGGGCCGCCCGCGGUCGCCGUCCCCACCCGCCGCCGGGGGGAGCCUUGCGGCGGCCAGGCCCAGGGCCCCCGCGGGGACCCCCGCAGCCAGACGACCGCCCCUCGCGGCAGGGAGCUGGUGAGCUACCCGAAACUGAAGCUGAAGAUCAUGAUCAGGGAUAAGCUCGUCCGUGACGGCAUCCACCUGAGCAAGCCCCCGUACUCCCGCAAGGUCCCAAUGGCUGGCAUCCUAGAGUUCUUAAUGAAUUGGCCGAAGUCAUCACAGAACCGCUAGAUAUCAUUUUUGAGAACUCGUGGAGGACUGAUGAGGUGCCUGAAGACUGGAAAAGGGCAUAUUUAGAACCUUCUUUCAAAAAGGGAAAUGGAUGAUGACCCUGGAAAUACUCAUCAGCCUAACUUUUUGCUUGGAAAAAUUCUGGAAUAAUCAACUUAGUACACUGGGUAACAAACUUAUAAUAGCUAGACAAAAGGCAGUGAAAUAUCACACAUAAAGAAGUACUGAGUUCAUUUUUUAAAGACAUACCAUUGUGAGAUACAGUCUUCUACAUAUUUUGGGAUUCCGCCCUCGGUACUAAGAAUUCUUGCUGAAAAUAAGUGAGGUUGGCUAAGGCAUUUGGGUACUGACUAAUUUUAAGUGGUAAUACAAGACAAAAAGAUUUCUGGCAAUAGCUAGAAAUUACAUCAUUUCCAAAUUAGCCUUUAACUUGAGAAUAGUCAU
Messenger RNA from Balaenoptera acutorostrata (minke whale), 1185 nucleotides. RefSeq names its product sterile alpha motif domain containing 5 (gene SAMD5). NCBI's taxonomy places the organism in Eukaryota, Metazoa, Chordata, Mammalia, Artiodactyla, Balaenopteridae. The record is from RefSeq and is a predicted model, not a curated record. Gene Ontology annotation, molecular function: protein binding. Bases 214 to 741 code for a protein of 175 amino acids. The transcript has 2 exons.